AUGCGAGCACUCCAAGCUCGAACCCUGCCGGUGCUGGCCACGCUUGCAACCACAGCGCUUGCCCGGCUGCAGACUGGCGAGAACUCAACUCAUAUUUCUCUCAACAACAAUCACCUCAGUGUCAUACUUACCAAAUCAAGCGGUCAGAUCACUGAUCUCUUCCUUGACGGCCAAGACCUGCUUGGCCCUACGAGCGGAAAUAGCGGAAAGGGCCCCUACCUAGACUGCAGCUGCGUGCCAUCUGGCUUCUGGACCCCCGGAGGCAGCGACAAAGCGGACGUCCAGCUAAUCAAUGGAACCGACUCUGAAGGAGUCGCCUAUGGCGGACUCGUCAUGACCGAUACAUACGCGUCCACGAACCAGACUCUCUCGCAGUACUUCUUCCUUCGCGACGGCGAAACAGGCCUACAUGCUUUUUCGCGUGUUACGUACUUCAACCCUGACACUCCAUUCCUUCGAGGACUUGGGGAGAUGCGCACGCUUUUCCGUCCAAACACCAAACUCUGGACUCAUUUCUCGACUAGCGACACAAACUACGGCCCGAUGCCGUCCUCGGAUGCAAAUUCCAGGGCUGUCACUGUGCAAGAUGCAACUACCUACCUAGGCAACACCCCCGACGAUCCCUAUGUGAAGCAAUACUCCGACUACUUUACUAAAUACACUCUCGCUGAGAGCUGGCGCGCUCACGACGUCCACGGCCACUACGCUGACGGUUCCCAGAGUGCGGACGGGAACACGUUUGGCGCGUGGCUGGUGCACAACACUCGGGAAAGCUACUACGGCGGACCGCUGCACUCUGAUCUCGUAGUGGACGGCAUCGUUUAUAAUUACAUGGUCUCGGGACAUCACGGUGCCCCGGUCCCAAAUAUCACACAUGGGUUCGACCGGACCUGGGGACCGCAGUUCUAUUACUUCAACAAGGGAGACAAAGGGACGAGCAUGUCCGAGUUGCGGGCCGACGCGGCGCGGUUUGCAGAUCCGGAGUGGAAUGUGCAGUUCUAUGAUGAUAUUGCGCAGUAUGUGCCGAACCUGAUCUCUUCUAGUGGAAGGACUGCGUUUUCAGGGAAGGUUAAGCUGCCGAAAGGCGCGAAACAUCCUAUCAUUGUGCUCUCGGAGAAUAAACAGGACUUCCAACUGAAUGUCUUUGAGACUGAGUCAAAGCAGUACUGGGCGGAAAUCGAUGCAUCUGGAAAAUUCAGCAUUCCUAGGGUAGCGAAGGGAACGUACCGAGUUACUGUCUAUGCGGACGGUGUCUUUGGCUGGUUCAUCAAGGACGACGUAAAGGUCAAUGGCGGCAAAGACUGGAGCUUCACGUGGAAAGAAGAGACCGCAGGAAAGGAGAUCUGGCGGAUUGGUGUCCCCGAUAAAUCAGCCGGCGAGUACCGUCAUGGCUAUGCGGUGGAUGAGUCAAAGAGUCUUCAUCCUGAGCAAUAUCGGAUCUACUGGGGACAGUAUGAUUUUACCGAUGACUUUCCCAAGGGCGUGAACUUCGAAGUCGGGAAGAGCAAAGAGUCCGAGGACCUGAAUUACAUCCACUGGUCAUUUUUCCCAGCAAAUGGAAACCAUCUUCGCAACGAGUCUGUGUACGAGAAUGUCAAUAACUGGACGAUUGCAUUCGACCUAUCAAAGAGUCAACUCUCCCGUGCCAAAACGGCCACCUUCACCGUUCAAAUUGCCGGCACCAAGACAGCCAACGGAAACUCGAAAUGGUCGAUCAUCGAUCAUCCGUAUAGCAACCUUCCAUGGACUGUGAAUGUCAACGACGGAAGCUAUGAGUCGACCUGGUGGAUCCCUUACUUCCGAAGUGGGUCGUGUGGUGUGCGCAGCGCCGUGGCGUGUCAGAACAUCGAGCACAAGUUUGUGUUUCCUACCACAAAGCUGAAGCAGGGGAAGAACGAGUUUGUUUUGAGUUUGCCCUUUAAUGCGUCGAGUGUUGAAACGGCCGUCUUGCCGGAAGCUUUGUAUGUGCAGUAUGAUGCCUUGAGGUUGGAGUUGAAAUAG
Molecule: messenger RNA, 2001 nt
Organism: Aspergillus melleus
Lineage: Eukaryota; Fungi; Ascomycota; Eurotiomycetes; Eurotiales; Aspergillaceae
Exons: 1
Coding region: 1-2001 (666 amino acids)
Biological process (GO): carbohydrate metabolic process
Molecular function (GO): catalytic activity; carbohydrate binding
Source: RefSeq, a predicted model, not a curated record